GAGUGGCAGUCUGGUUCGCAGCCACGAUGGGUGCAGUACGGCUUUUUGUGGUCGUCCUUCUUUUUGGGACAAGGAUACAAGAAAAUAAUGGCCUUCAGUGUUACUGUGACCGCUGCAGCACCAACUCCAGCUGCACGACAGACGGUAUCUGCUUUGUAGCCAUCCAAAAGUCAGGCAGCCGGAUGACCAUUGAGCAGCGCCAGUGUGUGCACAAUCGUGACUUGAUCCCACGAGACCGACCCUUCAUCUGUGCCCCAUCUACCAAAGAUGACAGUGGCAUUUACCCACUGUGCUGUACCACAGACUACUGCAACAAAGAGCCAGUGACCCCCACUGGCCCCACAGCGACCCCUUCUCCUCUGGGGGCGGUGGCCCUCGCUGCUGUCAUUGCUGGCCCUGUAUGUGUCCUCUGCUUGCUGCUGGUUUUGGCGUUCUACGUUUGCCACAGCCACAGAGGCCUGGGCGCCGGGGGAGCCGGGGCCCACCACCACCAUCGGGUGCCUAAUGAGGAAGACCCCUCCAUGGACCACCCUUUCAUCACUGUGGGAACAACACUGAAGGACCUAAUCUAUGACAUGACCACUUCAGGCUCUGGAUCAGGUCUCCCACUGCUGGUCCAAAGAACAAUUGCCAGAACUAUCAUCCUCCAGGAAAGCAUUGGGAAGGGGCGUUUUGGUGAGGUGUGGCGCGGCAAAUGGCGCGGCGAGGAGGUGGCUGUCAAGAUUUUCUCUUCCCGAGAGGAGCGCUCCUGGUUCCGUGAGGCUGAGAUCUACCAGACUGUGAUGCUGAGACAUGAGAAUAUCCUGGGCUUCAUUGCUGCUGACAACAAAGAUAAUGGAACGUGGACUCAGCUGUGGCUGGUGUCGGACUACCAUGAGCACGGAUCGCUGUUCGACUACCUGAACCGCUACACGGUCACAGUGGAGGGCAUGAUCAAACUGUCUCUGUCAACAGCCAGCGGCCUCGCCCACCUUCACAUGGAGAUCGUUGGCACGCAAGGGAAGCCAGCUAUUGCCCACAGAGACCUGAAGUCCAAGAACAUCCUGGUGAAGAAAAACGGGACAUGCUGCAUCGCUGACCUGGGUCUGGCUGUGCGGCACGACUCCGCCACCGACACCAUCGACAUCGCUCCGAACCACAGAGUAGGGACCAAAAGGUAUAUGGCUCCAGAGGUUCUGGACGACUCCAUAAACAUGAAGCAUUUUGAGUCUUUCAAACGAGCUGACAUCUACGCCAUGGGCCUCGUCUUCUGGGAGAUUGCCAGUCGCUGCUCCAUGGGAGGCAUUCACGAGGACUACCAGCUGCCCUACUACGACCUGGUCCAGUCAGAUCCAUCAGUGGAGGAGAUGAGAAGGGUGGUUUGUGAGCAGAAGCUUCGGCCCAACAUCCCCAACCGCUGGCAGAGCUGUGAGGCCUUACGGGUGAUGGCAAAGAUCAUGAGGGAGUGCUGGUACGCCAACGGAGCUGCACGACUCACUGCUCUGCGAAUCAAGAAAACGCUGUCUCAGCUCAGCCAACAGGAGGGGAUCAAGAUGUAGAAACAACUACCACGCCCACACACACCCCCACACGCCCACGCACACGCCCACACACACGCCCACACACACGCCCACACACACGCCCA
Molecule: messenger RNA, 1624 nt
Organism: Maylandia zebra (zebra mbuna)
Lineage: Eukaryota; Metazoa; Chordata; Actinopteri; Cichliformes; Cichlidae
Gene: tgfbr1b
Product: transforming growth factor, beta receptor 1 b
Biological process (GO): heart development; transforming growth factor beta receptor signaling pathway; cellular response to growth factor stimulus
Cellular component (GO): signaling receptor complex; plasma membrane
Molecular function (GO): ATP binding; transforming growth factor beta receptor activity, type I; SMAD binding
Source: RefSeq, a predicted model, not a curated record